Molecule: messenger RNA, 2994 nt
Organism: Balaenoptera acutorostrata (minke whale)
Lineage: Eukaryota; Metazoa; Chordata; Mammalia; Artiodactyla; Balaenopteridae
Gene: TLK1
Product: tousled like kinase 1
Exons: 21
Coding region: 496-2796 (766 amino acids)
Biological process (GO): peptidyl-serine phosphorylation; chromosome segregation; intracellular signal transduction
Cellular component (GO): nucleus
Molecular function (GO): protein serine/threonine kinase activity; ATP binding
Source: RefSeq, a predicted model, not a curated record
CUGAUGCAGAGGUUAUCCCGCCGCCUCAGCCGCCACCCACCCGCCGCCGCCGCCGCCGCCGCCACUCGGGCGACGCCGGGGGCCGACGCACUGCAGAGGUGCCGGCAGGUUCCGCCCGCGGAAGUCUUCUCGGCCGGCGCAGCCCGCGCUCCGCCCGCUCUCCGACCCCGGCCCCAGCGGACGCCCCCUCGACAUCUCCGCCGCCGCGCUCCUUCCCUCCGCCUCUUCCCCGGCGCGCCCGCCGGCUCCCUCACUUCUCCCCCUUUUCCUCCUCCCCGUCCCCUCUCCUCCCCUCACCUCUACCCUCCCCUCUACCCUCCCCACCUCCCCCCUUCUCGGUUUCCUCCCCCAUCCCCUUGAAUCUCCCCUCCCUGCCCUCGCUCUCUCGCUCGCCCUCAGCGCGGCCCCCGCCAUGACGGAGGCGGGUGCCGGUGCCGUUGCCGUUGCCGCCGCUGCCGUCGCAGGGGGGGAGUCGGGUUCCCAGAAAGUAGCUUGAUGAGUGUCCAAAGUAGCAGUGGAAGUUUGGAGGGGCCGCCAUCUUGGUCCCAGCUCUCCACGUCUCCAACCCCGGGCUCGGCGACGGCGGCCAGGUCCCUGCUGAAUCACACGCCGCCAUCCGGGAGGCCCAGGGAAGGUGCAAUGGAUGAGCUUCAUAGUCUGGAUCCAAGAAGGCAAGAAUUAUUGGAAGCUAGAUUUACAGGAGUUGCAAGUGGGAGCACUGGGAGCACGGGCAGUUGCAGUGUUGGAGCUAAAGCCUCAACAAAUAAUGAAAGCUCUAAUCACAGUUUUGGAAGCUUGGGAUCUUUGAGUGACAAAGAAUCAGAGACACCAGAGAAGAAACAAUCGGAAUCAUCCAGAGGAAGAAAGAGAAAAGCAGAAAAUCAGAAUGAAAGUAGUCAGGGAAAAAGUAUUGGGGGACGUGGCCACAAAAUUAGCGACUAUUUUGAAUACCAAGGUGGAAAUGGCUCAAGUCCAGUAAGAGGCAUACCUCCUGCAAUCCGUUCUCCUCAGAAUUCACAUUCACAUUCCACUCCUUCCUCAUCUGUUCGACCGAAUAGCCCUUCUCCUACUGCAUUAGUUUUUGGGGACCACCCUAUUGUACAACCAAAGCAGUUAUCCUUUAAAAUCACUCAGACUGACCUUACAAUGCUGAAAUUAGCAGCAUUAGAAAGUAAUAAAAACCAGGACCUGGAAAAAAAGGAAGGUCGUAUAGAUGACUUGCUCAGGGCUAAUUGUGAUCUCAGACGGCAGAUAGAUGAACAACAAAAAUUACUUGAAAAAUACAAAGAACGAUUAAAUAAGUGCAUAUCAAUGAGCAAGAAACUACUUAUCGAAAAGAGUACACAAGAAAAACUGUCAAGCAGAGAGAAGAGUAUGCAAGACAGAUUACGCCUUGGGCAUUUCACGACCGUUAGACAUGGUGCUUCAUUUACUGAACAAUGGACAGAUGGUUUUGCAUUUCAGAAUCUUGUAAAGCAACAAGAGUGGGUGAAUCAGCAAAGGGAAGAUAUUGAAAGGCAAAGGAAACUUCUAGCCAAACGCAAACCUCCCACAGCUAAUAAUUCUCAGGCACCCUCUACCAAUUCUGAACCAAAACAAAGGAAAAACAAAGCAGUCAAUGGAGCAGAAAAUGAUCCCUUUGUUAGACCAAAUUUACCACAACUGUUGACUUUGGCAGAAUAUCAUGAACAGGAAGAAAUUUUCAAACUUAGACUAGGACAUCUCAAAAAGGAAGAGGCAGAAAUCCAGGCAGAACUUGAACGUUUGGAAAGAGUCAGAAAUCUUCACAUUCGAGAGCUCAAAAGAAUAAAUAAUGAAGAUAAUUCACAGUUCAAAGAUCACCCAACGUUAAAUGAAAGAUAUUUAUUACUCCAUCUGCUUGGUAGAGGUGGCUUUAGUGAAGUGUAUAAGGCUUUUGACCUUUAUGAACAAAGAUAUGCUGCUGUGAAGAUCCAUCAGCUUAAUAAAAGCUGGAGGGAUGAGAAGAAGGAAAACUACCACAAACAUGCCUGCAGAGAGUAUAGAAUACACAAAGAACUGGAUCACCCCAGAAUAGUUAAACUCUAUGAUUAUUUCUCCUUGGAUACAGAUACGUUUUGUACAGUGUUAGAAUACUGUGAAGGCAAUGACUUGGAUUUCUAUCUGAAGCAACAUAAAUUAAUGUCAGAGAAAGAAGCUAGGUCUAUUGUAAUGCAGAUUGUAAAUGCACUAAGAUAUCUCAAUGAAAUCAAACCCCCUAUUAUACAUUAUGAUCUUAAACCAGGAAACAUCCUUCUGGUAGAUGGAACAGCAUGUGGAGAAAUCAAAAUAACUGAUUUUGGUCUGUCCAAGAUUAUGGAUGAUGACAGCUAUGGUGUAGAUGGAAUGGAUCUAACUUCCCAAGGGGCAGGCACUUACUGGUAUUUACCUCCUGAGUGUUUUGUAGUUGGAAAGGAACCACCGAAGAUUUCCAACAAGGUUGAUGUGUGGUCAGUCGGAGUCAUCUUCUUUCAGUGUCUUUAUGGUAGAAAACCAUUUGGUCACAAUCAAUCUCAACAAGACAUUCUUCAAGAAAAUACAAUAUUAAAAGCCACAGAUGUCCAGUUCCCUGUAAAACCGGUUGUAAGCAGUGAAGCAAAGGCCUUUAUAAGACGCUGUUUGGCAUACCGAAAAGAAGACAGGUUUGAUGUGCACCAACUGGCAAAUGACCCCUACCUUCUCCCACACAUGAGAAGAUCCAAUUCUUCAGGAAACUUACACAUGGUUGGGCUGACAGCAUCCCCUACACCCCCUUCCUCAAGCAUAAUUACUUACUGACUUUCCUCCAAAAUUGGCAUGAUGUCUUUGAAUUGCUUCCAGAUGCAUACUUGAGUUUGAGAGCUUUUGAGUGUUUUUGUUGUUUUCUUUUUUACACAGGAUAUAGUUGAGAACUGUUUGUGAACUGAAGUUCUUCAUAGCAUCGUUUGUAUGAGAGUGGCUCAUGGACAGUGAAUAAAUGUACACUUCUGACUGUAA